Molecule: messenger RNA, 3040 nt
Organism: Porites lobata
Lineage: Eukaryota; Metazoa; Cnidaria; Anthozoa; Scleractinia; Poritidae
Source: the annotation of a GenBank genome assembly
AUGAACGUCGUUCUUAGAGAUGGCGGUAGCUACGCUUGCAACGCGACAGAUCAGUCAGGUCAAACCAUCCAAUGGCCCAAUAGUCUUGGAAUAAUCUUAUACGUAAGAUCAGGUGUGUUUGUUUUGCUUUGUUAAAGGGGCUAUGUCAUGAGUUGUUGUCUUGGGUAAAUUCUUUGCUUAAAAAAGUCAUUACAGUUGAACCCAGUUAAUACGGUCACCAAUGGUCCAAAUUAAAAAAAUUUGGCCGUAAUAACGAAGUGGCCGUAAGGAGGGGUUACACUGUAACUAAUGCUCUUACUCAUAGACAAAAUGCUCCUAUAGAGUUUUAAAAAAGAUAGUAUCCGACCAAUCUCAUCAGGGAGCACUAACCAUGCUAAUUUUUAAAUUUUUGGUGAUUUUUGGAGGCAUGGUAUUAAAACUUGAUACCGUUGGCCUAAUUUUUUCAAGUUCAAUCCAUGUUUAUUCUUGCCUGAUCGGCCGCGUAAAAACAAACGAGAGAAAAUUAACAGUUUCUUCAACGCCUAAAUAUAUAGAGACACCCAACAAGAAUAUAGUUCAAAACCACUUAAACAUGGCGUUGUUAAACUUAUUUUUGUAUUUAAACGGUAGAUAUAGGAAUAUUUUUAUCCCCUAAAAAUUUUUCAUGAUCUGUUCGGAUUUCCUAGCUGAACGUCUAGUGAUCUGAAAAUUAUAGGGAUCAAGACUUACCUUUUCGAAAAUUUCAGACAGAAACAAGGCUCCCGAAAAUUCUAGGUGACCUUUUUAGGGUCGUUAAAAAUGUUCAAUUAUACCAUUUUGUGGAUGUUAGAAAAUCCUAGGAGAGGCAGGCAAGCAAGAAAUUUUACAACAAAUGUUCCGAAAAUUCUAGAUCUCAAAUCGUCUUUCGAACAGAUAUUUUCCGAAAAUUGACGUUGGGUGUGCCUGAAUUAAUAUAGUCUGAGUUGCAAAAUUUUAAAAACUGGACCAUUUUUGUUUUGGUAUUUAAUUGAUAGAUCAGUUUUAGAUUUUCAAAGACAGCGAAUAGUGUGACGUAGACCCCCACUUUAUAGACAAGCAACGUGACUGAGUAUAGCUGUUAGAAAGUUCGUGCUCAUAAUAUCAUUGUUUAUUUCGACUUACCGGUGACAUUAGCUGUGGUCACACUACAGAAUUUUACUUUUACCUAGGUAAAACCGAUUUACCUAGGGCAAAUUCAUUAAAAAAUCUCCGUAAGUAAAUUCAUCUCGGGUUUUUUUUUACCUAGGUAAAACUUCUGGGAAGGUCACACUACUGAUAUCGGCUCCCAAAGUUUGGAUUUUGAAUUUUGAAUUUUGAAUUUUUUGGAACGUAAAUUCAAGAAUUAUGCGCCAAACUGGAACGGUUUCCGCAAGAGUUGCGUGAUACCCGGGGGAUACGUACUCAACAAAGUUUUAUUCGGGGAGGCUCCGUCCCGAGGUCUGCCCCCUUACCCAUUUAUACGCACCCCUUUUGCCCUACUUAAAACUGUCUUUAAGGAAGAAUAUAUCACAAAAUCAGAACGUUUUCUCGACUUUUUCACAGUACAUAAAAUGCAUGUUAGCCCUUUUGCGCCUUUUUGCAGAAGAAAAUAACAUAUCUUCCCACGCUUUCAUCUACCUGAACUAAUUAAAUCCUUACCCUUUUUUCAUCCUUGAAGAAUGAAAACGGUACCCGUUCGGGCGGAGCUUCCCCGUAUAGGCCAUGGUAGGAAGGACCUCUCUUCUCCCGGGUUGUGUGUCAUAAAAAUAUGUGGCAUUUAUCAUGUUUAUAUUUUAAAACAUUAACAGUAUAUUGUCCACUUUUGUCUCUGUUUGGUUGUUGUUGUUGUUGUUUUUUUCAGUCUAUGAGAUUCUUGUGCUUUAUCAAAAGUUUUUAUUCAUUUAUUUAUCAUGUUCAUGAGAGGAGUAUUAAAAACAAAAUUUUAAUUUUUCAUUUUCUCUUCAGUUGAACUGCCAAAACAUUUUGUGCUGAUUCCGAACAAAUCUAUCACUCUGUUUCGUGGGCAGGAUAGCAGAGUAACUUGUGAAUGUGAUGGUGCUGCAGAUGCCACUCUAAAGUGGGAAAAGAAAGGGAAUAAAGGAUCAUAUUCGGUUGUCCCCGAAAGUAAAGUCACCAUCAUUGAAGAUCUGCUAACCAACAGAGUGCAGGCUAUUCUGAAGAUUGUUAAUGCCCAAUUAACAGACUCUGGUUCAUACAAAUGCAUCGUAAUGGUAGAACCUGAUAAAUCAGAUUACAGGUUGACAACUGUGAGAGUUAUAGGUAGGUUUGUCCGGUUUUUACACAUUGAAUAAUAACUGGGCUUUUAACCAAGGCAUGGGGUGAGGGGGGAGGAAAUUGAGCAAAAUUUUAUAGUGGCAGGCAUUGGGUUCCUAAAUACGAGAAAGCUCCGUCCUGAAGUGAAAACCUUUACCCAAGUUCUGCUGCAUUUACCGCUACCAUUUUGACAAAAAAGGUGUAGCCCUUUCGACCAUCCAUUGAGAAAUCUUCAUCCCUUUUUUAAACCCUUGGAAUAAAGCUAUUGAAUGAUGCUGAGGGGUAACAGCCACAGUACGGCACUCUCGACGUUUGAGUUUCAAUCCUUCAAUGGAAUCACCCGGCAAUUCAAACAAAAUCUCUUUGACCGUCCUUUGCCAAAUUUGAUGUUUUAAUAACAUUUUGAUUUAUUUCAUCGUCAUUUAUUGGCAUAGCUUAGUAAAUCCCUAAAAUAAUAGGGCGAGGAUCUCAGAAAAAUACGGGUAAAAAUUUCUUCGUGGAAAUCCUGUUCGAUUAUGAUAAAAUAGUAAUUAAGAUCAACGUGUUGUCGUUUUCCACGGCAGCUCAGUUGGCAGACCACUUCAGGCUGAGACCAAGCAGAUCAGUAACUGUGCUACAAGGCAAGGAGGUAAAAGUCAAAUGUGAAUCAAAGGGUGUUUCAGUCACCAAGCUACAGUGGAAAAAACAAACGAUUACAGGGGAUGUGCCUGUUCCAGACAACAUGGUCACUUUUGUUAGAGAUAGAUACACCAACGCCAUGAAGGCCUUUCCUCAAGAUCGCGCAUGCUAA